Messenger RNA from Closterium sp. NIES-65, 876 nucleotides. NCBI's taxonomy places the organism in Eukaryota, Viridiplantae, Streptophyta, Zygnematophyceae, Desmidiales, Closteriaceae. The record is from the annotation of a GenBank genome assembly.
AUGUCUCAUCGCUCCACUUUUCCUACACUCCAUCUUUCACCACACUCCCAUUCCCAACCACUCCUCUGCCUUCCCACCUCUCCCGCUCCCACCUUCCCAUGGCAUCACAGCCGCCUUGACCACAACCAGCUGACGGGAGAGCUGCCCUCCUUCCACCACAUGGCCCGUCUCACUUCGCAACGCGGACUGUCAGCAGACCACAACUACCUCACAUCCACAGCAGACCCUCUCUCUUUCAACGCUACCAGCCAAGAGGAUCCUUUAUACUACCAUAGUGUGUGUUGGUUUGAGCACAAUUGCCUUGGGAACGACAACAACAACACACUCUCCAGCAACUGUUGGCAGAAUCAGAGGCGAGCCAGCGAGUGCCGGGCGUUCUGUGGGGCGCAGCCCCUCACCCCGCCGUGCAGCGGCCAUGGCGUGUGCUCCUUCGAGCCUGAUCCUUCCAAACUCCCCUCUGUUGAACCCGAGGGCCAGUGCGUCUGUGAUGAGGGGUACACGCCAGGGACAAAGCCUGGCACGUGCGUCUCCCACGGCACCAACCCAUCAUCUGAACCGCCAGACACUGCAGCCAUGGGGGUGGCUCUAGCUGCACCAUCCCACCCUCUGAAUCAGGCAUCAAUGCCCUUCACUCUCUCUUUCCACAACUCACCGUCUGAACCGCCAAGCACUGCAGUCGUGGGGGUGAUUGUGUCUUCUCACCAGGCACCUCGAAACCUGCUGCUGCUGCUUCCACUGGCGGUGCUGCUGCUGCUGGCCUUCUCACUGCCACAGUUUCUGAGGCGCCUCAAGAGUCGACCCCCCACACGCUACUUCUUUUCAAAGAGAGCCCUUGCUGCCCAGCAAGCUGCCAUGGGUGUGGAGAUAACUUGCUAG